Molecule: messenger RNA, 1702 nt
Organism: Zingiber officinale
Lineage: Eukaryota; Viridiplantae; Streptophyta; Magnoliopsida; Zingiberales; Zingiberaceae
Product: protein DETOXIFICATION 27-like
Exons: 8
Coding region: 97-1542 (481 amino acids)
Biological process (GO): xenobiotic detoxification by transmembrane export across the plasma membrane
Cellular component (GO): membrane
Molecular function (GO): antiporter activity; xenobiotic transmembrane transporter activity
Source: RefSeq, a predicted model, not a curated record
CCAAAGCAACUACGACAACCCCAAAGAAAGAGCAAGAGGCAAGGCCACACAAUUCUCCACCGCCACAAGAACAGGGCACGGAGGAGGAAGAGGCCAAUGGAGGCGGCGCCGCUUUUAGAUCGCCCAGGCGGCGAUCGGGACAAGGAGGAUCAGGAGAUCGCCGGACUGGCGAAGCGGAGUUGGAUUGAGUCGAAGAAGCUGUGGCAGAUCGUAGGACCGGCCAUCUUCGGGAGGGUCGCCCUUUACAGCAUGAACGUCAUCACGCAGGCCUUCGCCGGCCACCUCGGCGACCUCGAGCUCGCCUCCAUCACCAUUGCCAGCACCGUCAUCGUCGGCUUUAGCUUCGGUCUGAUGUUGGGCAUGGCGAGCGCCAUGGAGACGAUGUGCGGCCAAGCCUACGGCGCGAGGAAGUUCCACAUGCUCGGCAUCUACCUGCAGCGGUCGUGGAUCGUCCUUUUCCUCUGCGCCGUCCUCCUCCUUCCGAUUUACUUGUUCGCCACGCAGGCGCUCCUCCUGACAGGGCAGCCGCCGGACCUGGCGGCGCAGGCCGGCGCGGUGUCCCUCUUGUUCAUCCCCACCCACUUCUGCUUCGUCUUCCUCUUGCCGCUCACUCGGUUCCUCCAGUGCCAGCUCAAGAACAACGUCAACGCCGCCUUCUCCUUCACCGCGCUCCUCGUCCAUGUCUUCAUCACCUGGCUCUUCGUCUCCAGGCUCAAGUUCGGCCUCGUCGGUACCGCGCUCACGCUCAGUUUCUCGUGGUGGGCCGCCGCCGCCAUGCUGUUCGCCUACGUCGUCGGAGGCGGCUGCCCGGACACCUGGAAGGGCUUCUCUCUCGAGGCCUUCGUCGGCCUCUGGGACUUCACGAAGCUCUCCGCCGCCUCCGGCGUCAUGCUCUGCUUGGAGAAUUGGUACUACAGAAUCUUGGUCUUGUUGACGGGGAAUCUCAAGAACGCCAAGAUCGCCGUCGACGCAAUCUCGAUUUGCAUGAACAUAAAUGGCUGGGAGAUGAUGAUUCCUCUGGGAUUUUUUGCCGGGACUGGAGUGCGAGUGGCCAAUGAGCUUGGGGCGGGCAAUGGUAGAGGUGCAAAGUUCGCGACCAUUGUAUCGGUUACGACCUCGUCAGUGAUCGGUCUCUUCUUCUGGGUCCUCAUCAUGUCCCUCCACGACAAAUUCGCCCUCAUCUUCACCUCCAGCCCGAUCGUGAUCGAAGCUGUGGACAAGCUCUCUGUGAUAUUGGCAGCCACCAUUUUGCUCAACAGCAUCCAACCGGUUCUCUCAGGAGUAGCCGUUGGAUCAGGGUGGCAGGCGACGGUGGCAUAUGUCAAUAUUGGCAGCUACUAUUUAAUUGGAGUUCCCCUUGGAAUAUUCAUGGGCUGGAUCUUCAAUCUAGGAGUUCUGGGUAUUUGGGCUGGCAUGGUCGGUGGAACAGCAGUCCAGACAUUAAUUCUGGCUUUCAUUACCAUCAGAUGUGACUGGGAAAAAGAGGCUCUAAGAGCAAGCUCAAGAAUGGAGAAGUACAGCAGCAGCUCCAGUAAGCCAUGAAUUCAAAUGUUGUGAUCUCCCUAAAGUGGAAGAACUUAAUGCCUUUCUAGUUAUGGCAUUUGAUGAGAUUUUAAUGAUUAUAAAUCAUUAAGAAGUAGCUUGUCCAAAUUUACAUCUAAAUAUCGAAAAAACAUUGACGACUAUACCAAGAACAUUCAAA